Messenger RNA from Pocillopora damicornis (cauliflower coral), 1791 nucleotides. Its product is annotated as cholesterol 7-desaturase nvd. Gene Ontology annotation, biological process: cholesterol metabolic process. The record is from RefSeq and is a predicted model, not a curated record. Gene Ontology annotation, molecular function: 2 iron, 2 sulfur cluster binding; oxidoreductase activity. Gene Ontology annotation, cellular component: cytoplasm. NCBI's taxonomy places the organism in Eukaryota, Metazoa, Cnidaria, Anthozoa, Scleractinia, Pocilloporidae.
CCUACUACCUCUGCUGACUGCGUACGCUAGCAACAUCUUGGGGGGGUGCAAGUGAAAUGCUUUCCAGGAUGACGUCUUCCAAAUUAAUUUGCACGUCGCUUUUCCUAGCCGUUGUUGCAGCGGCAUCACCGAUGCUCCUUAAAUUAAACGAUCUCUCUCACUCAGUUUGGGGAAAUGCUCUGCCAUUGUUUUGGACGAGGAAUCGAAACUUUAAUAUUUGCCUGCUGGUAACAGGUUCUCUCCUCUUUGCCUACCUAAUCCUGAAAGUAUGGAAGUUUUUAUUUCACCCGUUAGAGAUGCAGCGGAAACUCCACGACAUCGGCUAUUUCUCAGAUGAAAAGCGUCCUCUGAAAGACGUUGCUAACGAAUAUCGAAAGCGAAGAAAACGUGGCGAGGUUCCACCUGUGUACCCUAAUGGCUGGUUUCACGUACUCGCUUCGAACGAGCUAGCCAUGGGUGAGGUCAAGUAUGUUUCUAUUUUAGGCGAAGAUCUUGUGGUGUUUAGAGGAACUGAUGGAAUCGCGUAUAUUGUGAAUGCUUAUUGCCCGCACUUGGGCGCUAAUUUAGGCAUCGGUGGACAGGUGGUGGGUGACCGUCUUCAGUGUCCGUUCCACGGUUGGAAAUUUCGCGGGAGCGAUGGAAAGUGUACGGAUAUUCCUUACAGUGAAAAUAUUCCUAAUUUUGCGCAAACCAAAGCAUGGAACUGUUGGGAAACUAAUCACACAAUUUACAUUUGGUAUCACGCAGAAGGAAGUGAGCCUUCAUGGUAUCCUGAUGAAAUCGAAGAGAUUCAAAACGGAACUUGGACCUAUCGAGGCUUUACUCAACACACUAUCAAUGCUCACAUCGAGGAGAUUCCUGAAAAUGGAGCAGACCUCAACCACCUUGAUCAUCUUCAUAGCUCACCAGUUCUAAGUGGGGUUGAUCUGAGGCAUAUUUUCUCACAUUGGUGGCAAUUUGCCAGACACAACUGGUCUGCAGAAUGGAAACCUCUUGAGGAUACUAAGCAUGUUGGAUGUCUGCAGCUAGUGACCUCCUUAUCAGUCUUUGGAUACAAGAUUCCCUAUUUAGACUUACAUGUCACAGCCAGGCAGACUGGUCCAGGUCUGGUCUUCAUGAAAUGGAGAAGCAGCUUUGGUGAUGGAAUUUUCCUUCAUUCAGUGACUCCCAAAGAACCACUUUUGCAAAUCAUGCGCCACUCCAUUUAUGUUUCCAGAGGUGUCCCCACAAUAGUGGCCAAGUUUCUCCUAUAUGCAGAGGCUAUUCAGGUUGAACGUGAUAUAAUGAUUUGGAAUCACAAAACGUAUGUGCCAAAGCCACUUUUAGUGAAAGAAGAUCACUUAAUCAAGAAACACAGACGAUGGUACUCACAGUUUUACACCGAGAACAGUCCUCGCCUUUCAAUGAAGAAAGAAAACCUAGAUUGGUGAUACCAUUAACUGUUUCUCGUAUGCUAUUCUUUUUCCUUCAACCCUCUGGAAGUUGUUAAACUUGUCUUAAACCUUUACACCCAAACAUCAGUACGCACAGUCCCCAUACUGUUCAUCAUACACUUCUCAAGGUGCUGACAAGCAGAAUUUGUUUGUGGUGAAAGGGUUAAGGCUGCAUACAUGGCUAAAGUUAAGCUGAAGUAAGUUACCAGCUUAAGCAGUCAUGACAGGAAAGGUUUCAUCGAAAAAUGAAUUUGUGGUUUUGUGUUAAUUUGUUUACCGUCGGCAACAGCACCUGACUUCAUCUGUUGUGUAACGUUUGAAAGCGUUCACUUUCAGUCUAAAAUUUUGUUGAUUUGUC